GGUCCGGGCCAGCCGCUGCCGCCGGCGCUCUGCCCCCGAGUCGGACGGACGGUCCUCCGCAGACGCCAUGCCGUGGCUGGCGCUGCACUCCAACACCACGGUCGAGCGGGGCGCGGCGCUGCUGCUGGACGCGCUGGCAGCCGCCGGCCAGCUCACCGAGCCGCCGCCCGAGCUGGAAAACACCACCGGCCUGAACGCCAGCUGCGCGCCCACCAACGGCACGGACUGUGCCGAGACGGACCCGCCGGCGCGCCAGUACUGGUUCCUGCUGCUGGUGCUGAUCCCACUGCUCAGUGUGUUCGGUAACGUGCUGGUUAUUCUGGCCGUGUGGCGCGAACGCUCGUUACAGUCGGCCACCAACUACUUCAUCGUCAGCCUGGCCGUGGCCGACCUGCUCGUGUCGGCGGCCGUCAUGCCGUUCGCCGUCUACGUCCAG
Molecule: messenger RNA, 436 nt
Organism: Amphibalanus amphitrite
Lineage: Eukaryota; Metazoa; Arthropoda; Thecostraca; Balanomorpha; Balanidae
Product: dopamine D2-like receptor
Exons: 1
Biological process (GO): adenylate cyclase-activating adrenergic receptor signaling pathway
Cellular component (GO): membrane
Molecular function (GO): G protein-coupled receptor activity; dopamine neurotransmitter receptor activity, coupled via Gi/Go
Source: RefSeq, a predicted model, not a curated record